Messenger RNA from Triplophysa rosa, 3310 nucleotides. It is a transcript of the gene trim32, whose product is annotated as tripartite motif containing 32. The transcript is spliced from 2 exons. NCBI's taxonomy places the organism in Eukaryota, Metazoa, Chordata, Actinopteri, Cypriniformes, Nemacheilidae. The record is from RefSeq and is a predicted model, not a curated record. Bases 259 to 2238 code for a protein of 659 amino acids. Gene Ontology annotation, molecular function: protein binding; zinc ion binding.
UUAAAACAAAAGUUACUGAGUAACUGACUGGAUGCUUUAACGUGCGUAUCUGAUUGGUGCCAUCUCACGUCAAUCAACCCACGCUGACGCGCACCCCUUCCUAACGAACCAAUGAAACGGCGCGUACACGAAGAGUCCGCCCGCCGUAGUGACGUCAUCUCCGCAGUUAAGCGCGCACCCGCUGACAUGAGAGGCGCGCGCGCGUCGUCACGUCAGGCGAGCUGCAGUUGAACUGUCGACGACGCACCAGAAGGCAUCAUGGCUACACCGACGUCUCUGGAUCCAGAGCUGGUUCGGGAGGUGUUGGAAUGUCCCAUCUGCCUGGAGACCUACAACCAGGACCAGCUCCGGCCCAAACUGCUUCAGUGUGGUCACUCCGUGUGUCGCCAGUGCCUUGAGAAACUCCUCGCCAGCACAAUCAACGGCGUGCGCUGUCCCUUCUGCAGUAAAGUCUCCCGCAUGAGCAGCAUUUCCCAGCUGGCCGACAAUCUCACUGUGCUGAAGAUCAUCGACUGCGCCAGUUCAUGCGGAUCCAACAUGGGUCUCAUGUGCAAGUCCUGCAAGAACCGUCUGCCCCGUCAGUACUGUCAUGACUGUGGCGUCGUGUUGUGCGACAUCUGCAAGAGCGAGAGUCACCAGCGGCAAGGUCACGUCGUGCAGGCCAUUCGCGUGGCCGCCGAACAGCGUCGGAAGGACCUCGGCGGGAAGCUCACUGACUUGCGCGAGGCGAUGGGCAACAUUCAAAAAAAGAAAGCCGCCAUCGACAACGUCGCCAAAUCGCUCCGACUCAAGUACAAGGCGGUCCAGCAGGAGUACGCCAAGGCUGAACUGCGGCUCCAGGAAGAACUGAGCCGCUCCCGCCGGGCCUUCACCGCUUCCAUGGCCGAAAUAGAGAAGCUCAAUGCACAGAUCCUGGAGGAGCAGACGUACCUGCUCAGUAUCGCUGAGGUUCAGGUGGUGUCCCGUUGCGACUAUCUCACCAUGAGGAUCAAGCAGACCGAUAUCGCUCUGUUAGAGGAGGAGAGCAAUAACGACGAAGAGGAGCUGGACUUAAAAACCAAUCUGCCUGUCGUUCUGAAACUACAGGACCCUGAACUGCUUAAAACUGAGCAUUUGAAACCUUUAGAUGUGGGGCAGCUGACUACAAAACCCUGCACCGUCAAUGCAGAGGAGGAAGACGUACUGGAGUUAGCCGCUGCCGCUCCUCUGGACAUUUAUCGGGAUAUUGAUAUGGAAACGGCUGUGGAAGAGGCGGUCUGUGCUUCGCCCGUCAAUUUCAAGUCCAAGUCCGUCGACGGUGGGGAACCAUCUCCAGGGGCUACCGGCGGCCAGCUCUGUCAGUUCGUGAAAAAGAUGGGCUGCAAGGGGAACCUGCCCGGCAUGUUCAACCUGCCGGUCAGCAUCUGCGUCACGUCGCAGGGAGAGGUUCUCGUGGCCGACCGGGGGAACUACCGCAUCCAGAUCUUCAACCGCAAGGGCUUCCAACGGGAGAUCCGCCGCAACCCGAGCAGCAUUGACAACUUCGUCCUGAGCUUCCUCGGCGCCGACCUGCCCAACCUCAUCCCCCUCUCCAUCGCCAUCACCGCUCAGGGCCUCAUCGGCGUCACCGACAACUACGACAACUCCGUGAAGGUUUACACCGCAGACGGCCACUGCGUCGCCUGCCACAAGAACCAGCUCAUCAAGCCGUGGGGGAUCGCCGCCAUGCCCUCGGGUCAGUUCGUCGUGUCGGACGUGGAGGGCGGCAAGCUCUGGUGCCUGGCGGUGGAUCGCAAUGUAGGGGUGGUGAACUACAACCGUCUGUGCUCGGCGGUCAGGCCCAAAUUUGUGACUUGCGACUCCACAGGAACGGUCUACUUCACGCAGGGUUUGGGCUUGAACAUUGAGAACAGACACAACGAGCAUCACCUGGAAGGGGGCUUCUCCAUCGGCUCGGUGGGCAUGGACGGCCAGUUGGGAAAACAGCUCAGCCACUUCUUCUCCGAGGCUGAGGACUUCCGAUGCAUUACGGGCAUGUGCGUGGACUCAAACGGCGACUUGCUCGUGACGGACAGCGGCCGCAAGGAGAUCCUCCAGUUCCCUAAAGAAGGCGGCCAUAACGUUCUCAUUCAGGAGGGUCUUACCUGCCCUGUAGGGGUCGCUGUUACUCAGAAGGGACAACUGCUGGUUUUGGAUUGCUGGGACCACUGCGUGAAGGUCUACACGUACUUGCAGAGGAGACGUUCCUCUACCUGCUAAACCCGGCGUGUGUGAAGGACAUUUUUAGGAGCGCUUUAAUUCAACGGCAACAUCAUAAAUGAGAUUCACCACUGCCAUGGAGCGACUGCAGGACGUGUAUUAUUUUGGCUGCUUUGGACGAAUACAGCACAACUGAUGGCAAUAACUGAGAGCGUGUGGACGUUUGUUCUCAUCUGUGGUUUCUACGGACAUUAAAAUGGCGUUUUGAACAUUUGAGAAGCAAGCUGAAGUACUACAAACAUGACUGGAAUAGGAAAUGUUUUUACCCAGAUGGAAAAUCUGCUGAUUCAGAACACCGCUGGUGUGUGUGUGUGUCGUCAUGUUCACGUGUCCUAGUUUUUUCCCCACAAUGCCUCAAUGUUAAAGUGCCCCCUUAUAUCUCAAGCCUGUAAAGUGAAGCGUCUCACUCGUGUUUCAUCAGAUGUUAAAAUACUCGUGAACAUUAAUCUUGGGGAAUCGAUCGAGUUAUAAGUUGUCUGUUACUGUUAAACAUUGGUUGUACUGUAAUCGGACUGUCAACACACAUGCACGUCACAGCAGUUAAAUACACUACACACACGAUAUGAUAUAAUGCAUUUAAGUGUCCUUGUUUUUAAGAGAUGGUCGCGUGGAGAGAUAAAGGGAGUUUGGGUCCUGCUUGAAGGCUUUAUUCAGCACUUCUAAAAUCAUUGAAGAUAUUAGAGACUUAUUUGAUUUGCACACUUCUGGUCUGCUGUUACCCUUUCUUACAUUAAGAAACUGCUCUCAAAGCUCUGGAUUAAUGAGGUUUUCUUUAAUAUUCACGUGUUUAUAUUAAUUUCAGUAAGAUCAGCAGCAGUGCUGGUGUAAUCAUUUAUAAAGCCAUAGAGAUGCUCUUUUCUAUUAGUUCUUUCUCAUUACCCAUCAUACCUCUGGGUUAUAAAACCUUUACACCGUUGUACUUCAAAUAAAACGUUCACAAGAUCACAACAUGAUGAUGUGUUUAUGCAUUGUUGGUGUCUGGGAAACGAAUCCCAAAUUCUUGUUUGUAUUGUUCUUGAACAAACUGCGUGCAAUAAAGUCAACAUAUCUGAACUCUUGUCUUUCAUGACUC